Drepanopeziza brunnea f. sp. 'multigermtubi' MB_m1 is the source of this 882-nucleotide messenger RNA. NCBI's taxonomy places the organism in Eukaryota, Fungi, Ascomycota, Leotiomycetes, Helotiales, Drepanopezizaceae. The record is from RefSeq and is a predicted model, not a curated record.
AUGUCUUCGCGUAGUGGUCGCACGCCCUCAGGACCAUGGGGUCGACUAAAACCUGUGAAUGGGGAUCCUCUCGAGGAAAUCGGCCUACCAUCGAAGGGCGACAAUAGGCAAAUUGUCGAGCGAUAUAUGGCAUUCUGCUCCGAAGCAGGACGAGGCGAUGAACUUCGACGGCGGAUGGCACGUAUGGGCAUAUCCCACGAGAGCAGCGCCGAGAACCAGCGACCGAAGACAGCUCCUGCUACCCCCACAAUAUCAAUGAAUACAAUGGCCGACAACGCAGACGUCUCAGGGCAGAAAGAUCUCUCGGUCUUGAUAAUGGCAAUGCGGAAGCUUCGGGAGGGGAUCGUGGCUUCAAAGAGGGUGGACGACUUCUCGAUACAGGCGUAUAUAUUCUGCAUCAGGCUCUCGAUACUGGUCAAACAUAUGGAAUCCUACCAUCCCGCCAUACUACAUCUCCUCAAGAGAAUGCACACGGUGCAGCCUCUCACUAGCACGGAAGUGCAGGAGUUUGUGGGGUAUUGGGUUUUGGACCUUGCUUGCAGGCAGAACGAGUUGUCACAGGCGUAUCUGGUACGGCGUGAACACCGUCUACGCGACCCGAAGGUGGACGCUCUUCUACGAGCACUUACGCACGACAAUUAUUAUCUGUUCUGGAGGGUGAAGAGGAGUGUGGAUGGACACAAGGCUAAGCUUAUGGAGUUCGCUGAGGAUAUGAUGAAGAGGCAGGCGUUGAAGUGUCUGGGUCGAAGCUACCUCAGCAUUGAUCUAAGUUCUGUGGAACUGUAUACGAAUACCCCGUGGCCGUUGCUAGCUAAGGAAUAUGGUGUCGGGUGGCAAUUGGAAGGCACCAAGGUCAUUAUUCGGAAGCCAAAGACCAAAUGA